CGUUAAAAGAUAUUGAAGCAUCGUCUGCCUCUUGCCUCUCCUCCUUCUACGACCUCAGUAGCGAGGAUUGACAACCAUGGCUACCGAGACGGAAAACGGCCGCAUCGUGCAGGAUACCGAUGACUCGACCCCCGAGCCAUCCUUCUACGAUCAGAAGGAUGCUCGCCAGGUUAUAGGCAAAAUAAUUAGUUCAAACUUCGCGGUCAUGGUAGCUGGACUGAAUGACGCUGCCACUGGUGUCCUGAUACCUUACAUCCAACCGACCUACGACAUAGGUUUGCUGCAAGUCUCAUUCAUUUAUCUCGUCAAUUUUACCGGCUGGCUUUGCGCCUGCUUUGCCAAUAUCCAUGUCUGCUCCAGGCUAGGAACGGGGGGCACGCUACUCUUGGGCGCAACGGUUCAAUGCCUCGGGUAUGCACUCAUGUUCUGGCACCCGCCCUAUCCUCUUUUCAUGGCCGCCUUCUUUUUCACAGGCAUGGGUGUCGCUUUCCAGGAUGCGCAGGCAAAUGCCUUCACUAUCACUGUGAAAAACGCUCAUAGAUGGCUGGGUAUACUCCAUGCUGUAUAUGGAUUGGGAACUAUCAUUGCUCCACUGAUUGCUAACACAAUCGCCUCGCGGACGCCAGAAUGGCAUCAUUACUAUUUGAUCGUGUUUUGCGUGGGCGUUGUGAAUAUCUUGCUUCUCGCUUGGACGUUCAGGCGAGGUCUUUUCCGACCUAAUGUGCAAAAUGCCAAGGAUACCGCUGGCAGUGAAUUGAAGGCUACGCUAGCUAAUCGGUCGGUGUGGAUCCUGAAUGGAUUCUUCUUCCUCUAUGCUGGUGCGGAGGUGGCUUCUGGAGGAUGGAUUGUUCAGUUCAUCGUCUCAGUAAGACAUGGUGACCCGAAGAAAGUAGGUUAUAUCGCCUCCGGCUUUUGGACUGGCUUUACCGUGGGCCGAGUCCUGCUCGCGGACAUCACACACAAAUUUGGUGAACGUCGAAUGGUGUUCAUUUAUCUCGUGCUGGCACUGGCGAUGCAGCUCAUGUUCUGGAUCGUUCCGAGUAUCCCAGUAAAUGCUGUCGCAGUUUUCCUCUUGGGAUUCUUCAUUGGACCGUUUUACCCUGUUGGACUGUAUGUUCUUACCGAAAUCGUGCCCCCGGAGCUACAUGUCGGGGCGAUAGGGUUCACUGCGAGUCUAGGACAAGCUGGCUCGGCCGCUUUCCCCUUCAUGACAGGCGCAAUAGCCUCGAAAGCGGGUGUUCAAGUCUUGCAACCGAUCAUGGUCGGCUUGCUUAUUGGUAUCGGCAUAUUUUGGGCCUUUAUUCCCAAAGAGGGGAAAAUAAGGCUCGAGGACGACGACGAGAACGGUCGACUUGCAAACUAGGAUAAGCAGGCGACCUUGUCAUUGAUACAAAUUCGGAUAUGGAUUUUGCCCUUUUAAACAAUUGCUGCAUUGAGAAAAUUUUUUGUUAUGACUAGAUUGUUCAGAAUCAUUUUUUUGUCCCGCACAAAAUGCAAAUCCAUGAAGAAAUACCAGGGCUACUGAACGGGACAUGUUUCCGUCACUGCAAUGGUGGUUAAUUCCUCAAGGAAUGGUUUUACCUCCGACCACUGAGCGAUUUGCAGUGAGGUUGAUAUCCCAUGUCAAUAGCUUGCGUAGCUAAGUUUUUAGAUUGCUUAAGUGUCGCAACCAGAUAUAUUCAACAUCAAUGGCUAAUUGUGUCAAGACACAUGGUUGAUAUCUAGGUGAUGGUCCCACGUCGCUUGGGCACCGAUGGAAACUUGGAGUUACAUCUAAACUAGUACACUGGCCGUGCGAUGUCUCGAACCGUACGAAAGAGC
Messenger RNA from Aspergillus pseudonomiae, 1821 nucleotides. Its product is annotated as putative MFS transporter. Gene Ontology annotation, biological process: transmembrane transport. The transcript has 5 exons. Gene Ontology annotation, cellular component: membrane. The coding region runs from base 77 to 1363 and encodes 428 amino acids. Lineage: Eukaryota; Fungi; Ascomycota; Eurotiomycetes; Eurotiales; Aspergillaceae. Gene Ontology annotation, molecular function: transmembrane transporter activity. The record is from RefSeq and is a predicted model, not a curated record.